Dichomitus squalens LYAD-421 SS1 is the source of this 1377-nucleotide messenger RNA. Its product is annotated as eukaryotic translation initiation factor 2B delta subunit. Bases 1 to 1377 code for a protein of 458 amino acids. The record is from RefSeq and is a predicted model, not a curated record. NCBI's taxonomy places the organism in Eukaryota, Fungi, Basidiomycota, Agaricomycetes, Polyporales, Polyporaceae. The transcript has 7 exons.
AUGGCACCUGCCCCGACACUAGACGUGCAUCCUGUAAACGGACCCCCAGCAGGAGAGCCCUCUGCCGGGCAGAAGUCCCAGAAGCAGAUGACAAAGGCUGAACGUCGCGAGCUUCAGGAGAAGCAGCGAGCCGCCAAGGCCGCAAAGGCCGCAGCGAACGCUCCAAAUGGGAAGCUAGGAGGCAAGGCUGCAAAAGAGCUCUCCGCCCUCGCGGGUGCUCCGAGUAAGAAGACAGGGCGUCCGUCAGAUGCUGCAUCCAAACCUCCACUCCCUGGUCUAGUGAAGGCAGCGCAGGCCAAGGCAGGCCAAGCAUCCCUGGCGGACCAGAGUGCGAGGAACCAGGCUCGCGGCCUUCUGAUCUUCUCGCACUUCGGCUUGCCGAAACCCGUCAGCGCCGCGAAGGGCGAUAUCCAUCCCGCAAUUGCUAGACUCGCUCUCCAGUUCUCCACAUUCAAGAUCACUGGUGCAAAUGCGCGGUGUAUAGCUACUUUGACCGCAUUCAAGACAGUUAUCCAAGAUUAUGUCACACCGCAGAACAACACCCUUUCUCGUCAUCUCAUGACAUAUCUCUCGCCACAAAUCAGCCAUCUCGUCGCAGCCCGGCCAAUGUCUGUCACCAUGGGCAACGCUAUCCGGCAAUUGAAACUGGACAUCAGCGGUUCAGACAUUGACCUUCCAGAACAAGACGCGAAAGACGUUCUAUUCCGGAAGAUCGAUACAUACAUCCGAGAGAGAAUCAUCAUCGCAGAUCAGGUCAUCCAGGAGACAGCUGGUAACAAGAUCAAGGACGGUGAUAUAGUCCUCACAUACGCCCGGUCAUCAGUAGUCGAGAAAGUCCUGCUUGAAGCUCAUGCCUCUGGUCGGGAAUUUUCCGUGAUCGUCGUGGACUCAAGACCAAUGUUAGAAGGAAAGAGAUUACUUGCCGUUCUGUCUGAAGCGGGCAUACAAUGCACAUACCUGUUGCUCCCCGCUCUGGGUUCCGUCAUAAGCGAAGUCUCCGUCGUCCUUGUCGGUGCACAUUCAAUACACACCAACGGAGCCGUCUACUCUCGAGCCGGCACCGCGCUCGUCGCGAUGAUGGCGAAACGACACUCCGUGCCGGUGGUUGUAUGCUGCGAAACAUACAAGUUCUCUGAGAACAUACAAUUGGACAGUUUCACGAAGAACGAGCUGGCCCCACUUGGCGACCUAUUCUCGUCCUUCCCCAACAACAAGCCCCGCGAAUAUCUUACACUCGAGAACCAGCCGCACCUAGAGAUUCUAAACCCUCUGUACGACCUCACACCGCCGUCUUGCAUCACCGCUGUGGUGACCGAGGUCGGCGUGAUCCCUCCCAACGCUAUCAGCUCAAUACCGGUCGCCCUCGGCCGACUCUAG